AUGUUACGCGACUUCAAAGCGCAUAUUCAGAAUUGGCAUGUCUUCAACUAUCUACUGAUAGCAAAAUGUUAUAUUUCGAAAAACACAAAUGAUCUAUACAUUGCUGAAUUUCAUAAUAAUCGUGUUCAACAUUGGUUACCUAAUGGAUUAAAUGGUACAACAGCCGCGGACGGGGUAGUGGCGGGAUCAGGCAACUCCCGAAUACAAUUUUGGUCACAUGGCGCGUCAGUUGGCUUAACAAUUGCAAAUGGUUCGCAACUCUCAAUGCCUUUUGGUAUCUGGGUGGAUGCAAACGGAAUUAUGUAUAUCACUGAUUAUCCUAAUAAUUAUAUUCUGAAAUGGUCUCCGUUUGCACCCAAUGGAUCAAUUAUAGCAGGUGGUAAUGGGUCAGGAAAUUCAGCAAAUCAGUUGACUGGUCCAGUGGGUAUAUAUUUAGAUGAGACAAAUAACAUUUUAUAUGUCUUCAAUUACGACAACCAUUCGGUUAUGAAAUGGACAAUUGGAGCUACAGUCGGAAUUGUUAUUGCGGGCAGUCCCGGUAAAUCCGGAUCAAAUGCAACACUUUUACAGAAUCCAACAGAUAUUACAUUGGAUCAAUAG
Didymodactylos carnosus is the source of this 600-nucleotide messenger RNA. Lineage: Eukaryota; Metazoa; Rotifera; Eurotatoria; Philodinida; Philodinidae. The record is from the annotation of a GenBank genome assembly.